Molecule: messenger RNA, 1012 nt
Organism: Tripterygium wilfordii
Lineage: Eukaryota; Viridiplantae; Streptophyta; Magnoliopsida; Celastrales; Celastraceae
Product: L10-interacting MYB domain-containing protein-like
Exons: 6
Coding region: 1-843 (280 amino acids)
Source: RefSeq, a predicted model, not a curated record
AUGCCUAAUGGGCCAAGUCCAAUCAAAAUUCAGACCAAAUCACGUGUGAACAAUUUUCUCCACGAGCGCCGAAAUCUGGCAAUCUUCAUCAACAGAAAACAAAACCCUUUUUGGCUUAAGCUGAAGUUGGUUCUACUUCUACCAUUAACUGUUGUUGUUAAUAUGGCUAACCACCGGUUUGAUAGAGAUCAAUCAAGGGCGAAAUGGACGGCAGCAUCCACUAAGAUAUUUGCAGAUUUGUUGGUUGAGCAAAUUCAGCAAGGGAAUCGAUCAAAUAAUGUAUUCAACAAGAAAGCAUGGAAAUACAUACAAGCUGAAUUUAAUAAACAGACUAGUCUUAAGUUUGAUCGGCAACAGCUAAAGAAUCACCUUGACGUUCUUAGGAAGAGAUAUAACCUUGUCAAGGCACUGCUUGAGCACGCUGCCGAAGAAGAUGUUUGGCUAAAACAUAUUAAGGCACAUCCUGCAGCUGAGCCCAUCAAGAGGAACGGGUGUCCUAUCUAUAAGCAGCUAUGCAUCGUAUUCAAUGAAUCUGGAAGUGAUGAUAAAUGUGCUCUUUCUGAUUCAGUAAAAGCCAUCCAUGAGGUAGUCCAGGAACAAUCUAGAGCAAAGUGGACUACAUCUCUGGAGAAGGUCUUCACGAACUUGAUGCUUGAGCAGGUUUUGCAAGGAAACAGGUCAAACAGUGGUUUUACCAAGAAAGCAUGGAAGUGGAUCCGUGAAGAAUUCAGUAGGAAAACCGGGGUAAGGUUUGGCAAACAACAGCUGAAAAACCGUCACAGUGUGUUGAGGAGAUUAUAUAGCAGCAUAAAAUGGCUUCUUGAGCAGAACGGUUUUACUUGAGAUAUAUCGCACUGCACAGUGGUUGCUGAGAAAGAAGUGUGGGCCAAAUUCAUAAAGGAGCAUCCCGAGAUGGAAGCAAUAAGAGGCAAGGAAUAUCCUGUUUUUGAACACUUGGAUAAAAUAUUUUUGAAGGCAAGUGACAAUGGAAAAUUUGCCUUCACUGAUCAUC